UACAAAUAGAACAAGGGGCAUGCAGUGUUAGUCACACUUCUUGAAAAUGCCUACGAAGGGGUUGAUUUGUGAGGGUGGCGGAAGGUCAAAAAGGGAAGUGACUGCUUUAAACCUUUACAUGUAACGAACCAAUCAUGGGAAGUUCUACUGGUCUCUGAACAUCUACCCCAGGAACUGUAGCCUUAUCUGUCAAUGAAGAUGAACAAAUACCACUUUUGGGAGCCAGUUUGCACAGCCUUUUCCCCUCCUAUUUUCUAAUCUCCCACAGAAAUCAAUACACAACAAACAUGAUGGAUCACAACUCUUCUUGUCAUGGUGACAAGUUCCAAGUGCAAUUAUUGCCUUCAGUGUACGGUGUUGAGUUCUGCGUGGCGUUGGUUGGUAACCUGUUUGCCCUGAGACUCCUGUCUACCAGGGAUAGGAACAGCUGGCACACUGGUGUGGUGCUGUCCUGUAACCUGGCCAUCAGUGACCUGCUCUAUGUCCUCACCCUGCCCCUGCUCAUAGUCUACUACAUGCAGGACAAGAACUGGCUGUUUGGGGUGGCGGUCUGUAAGAUAGAACGCUUCCUCUUCACCUGCAACCUGUAUGUCAGCAUCUACUUCAUCAUGUGUAUCAGUGUGAACCGCUAUGUGGCCAUUGUGUAUCCCUUCUUCAGCCGGAACCAUGUGAACCCCGCCAAAGCCAAGGCUGCUAGUGUCGCCAUCUGGAUCUUUGUGACCGCCAUCUCCUCUCCUGUGUUGAAGUUUGCCUCCACAUGUCCAGAGGGAAGCAACAAAACCCGUUGUGUAUCCUACUCCUAUUGCACCAACAGUGAUGCAGUUGCAUACACUCACUUGUUUUACAAAGUCUUUCUGUCUGUGGCUGGGUGUUUUAUUCCCUUCCUGGUCACAUUUGCAUCAUACUGCGCAGUGUUGAGGGUGGUGUGGAGGAAUGUGAAUAUAACCUCCCUGGAGAAACGGAAGGUGGCCCUGAUGGUGUUUGUAGUGGUUGUGCUGUAUGCCAUUUCCUUUGUGCCUUAUCACCUCCUCCAGAGCUACUAUUUCUACCAGAAGGUUCACAAACUUGGCUCUGUCUGCGACUGGGUGUACAAGGCCUACCAAGUGUCCAAGGGACUGGCUACACUGAACAUGUGCAUCCAUCCACUGCUCUACAUGGCUGUGUUUGAUAACAUCCGAGUGGCCUGCUGUGGAAGGAGCUCAGCUGAUAUGGUAAUGAAUAAUACAUGAAUUGAACGAUGCUCUCUCUGAUCCUUGGAAGCUUGCACUUAUGGUGUUUCUGAUAAGCAAGUGUUACACACAGUUGAUGACUUAUCUGUAAAUAACUGCAGCUAUAUGCACUUCCUUCCAAUGUUCUGAUCGUCAUGUUUCCUUUCAUAAAGUCUAAACUAUGCCCUCUUCUAUAUUCAUUAUUACAGUAUCGGAUAAUAGAAAUUGAACACGUAAAAAAUAGCUAUUUCAAAUGUGGCUACAUUCCUACAUUGCUUACAGUUUUCACCUGAUGAGCUUACAGAACAGGAGAAAAACGUGAACACCAAAAGCACAGGAUAAAAGUUAAUAUAACCGCCAUUUCGUGCCCGAGGAGACGGUGGAUGGAAAAGCGCGCUAGUUAGAAAUGAAAAGGAGUCGCUGUAGCUAUUGAUAAAGAGGAACAUCAAGACGAUGCAGCUGCUUUAGAAGUGGGAUGCACUGUUGAGCCGUACAUCCCGAGGGGCUCGCGCUGGUUGUAUGGAGAUUGUGACAGCCGGAUAAAUGUCAUCCCUCGAGAGGGCAAGAACAAGAUGUAUGUGAGGAGAAGUGCAGUAUUAUAAGGGGGAAAGUGAGGCAGAGGAGGUCUUAAGAGAGAGGAAGAAAUAGAGUGAGCUUGAAUCGGUUAAAAUGGCGGGGGAAAGGGAGAUGGUUUGUUAAAUAAGAAUGGUAGAGUGAGUUGUAUGCAGGAUCGAAGACGGGAUGAGAAAUAAAAUUGAAUCAGAGCGAAGUACCGUAGGUGCAGUGGCGAGCUGUCAUUCAGACAAGUAGCCCCACCUGUUUAGUAAAAAAAAAUAUAUAUAUAUACACGUUUUGCAUGUUAUUUUGACAUUUAUGUGUCAUAUCAGUGGGUCGAGCCCUGAAUGCUGAUUGGCUCCUACUGGCGCAGCAGUCUGGACAAUGACCCCAAGCAUACUUCCAAAGUUUGCAAAAUGGCUUAAGGACAACAAAGUCAAGGUAUUGGAGUGGCCAUCA
Messenger RNA from Oncorhynchus gorbuscha (pink salmon), 2222 nucleotides. It is a transcript of the gene p2ry11, whose product is annotated as purinergic receptor P2Y11. Gene Ontology annotation, biological process: calcium-mediated signaling; G protein-coupled receptor signaling pathway; cellular response to ATP. Gene Ontology annotation, molecular function: neurotransmitter receptor activity; G protein-coupled ATP receptor activity. Gene Ontology annotation, cellular component: plasma membrane. Lineage: Eukaryota; Metazoa; Chordata; Actinopteri; Salmoniformes; Salmonidae. The transcript is spliced from 2 exons. The record is from RefSeq and is a predicted model, not a curated record. The coding region runs from base 288 to 1229 and encodes 313 amino acids.